AUGGCUCCCCCUCACCCCACCAUUCAGCUCACACCGAUCGAAAGCACCCUACGAACUCUUCUCCUCGAUGUCGCGCAAUACAUUAGCCAAAGAGAUACCGCCGAUGGAAGCUCUGACUUGGUUAGUCCUCGUGAAACGGUUCUCCGGUUCACUGGCGGCUGGGUUAGAGACAAGCUCCUAGGCUGGGACAGCCAUGACAUUGAUGUUGGAAUUAGCAGUAUGACCGGAUACCAGUUCGGCAUGGCUUUGAAGGAGUACUUAGAUGACCCGCGGAAUCUUGAAAAAUACAAGAAGGGGCUUCCAAGCGAAGAAAUGAGCGACGCGAUUGUGAGCUUGCAUAAGAUCGAGGCAAACCCAGAAAAAUCAAAACACCUGGAGACAGUUACAACCAAAAUCUUUGGCAUGGAUAUCGAUCUAGUCAACUUGCGCAAAGAAACAUACUCGGAGGACAGUCGAAACCCACAGAUGGAGUUUGGCACAGCGGAAGAGGAUGCAAUGCGACGAGACGCUACAAUCAAUGCUCUAUUCUACAACCUGAAUGAAUCAAAGCUGGAGGACUUCACACAACGAGGGUUGGAUGAUAUGGAGAAGCGUAUUAUUCGUACUCCUCUGGAACCAUACCAGACUUUCAAAGACGAUCCGCUUCGCGUGCUUCGUUUAAUUCGUUUCGCUAGCAGACUAGGAUAUCAGAUCGAUACAGAGACGGAGGCCGCAAUGCAGAAUGAAGACAUCAGUGCUGCCCUCAAGCUCAAAAUCAGCAAGGAGCGAGUCGGGACGGAGCUAGAAAAGAUGUUACGAGGACCCGAUCCUCACGGCGCCUUGAAACUUAUCGACCGACUUAACCUCCACCCCACAAUCUUUGCCAACCACCAAGAUGAAGUGACUGCCAACAUAUCGACAUGGCCUCUCGCUUACGAUGCACUCGCGAAUCUACUACACUCGGAUGUAGAUACAGUGCAGCGUGUCCGCGCCCUUCUCCUGCCCGGCGAACACUGUGCUUACUACGCUUGGAUGGUCGUCGCUUUCGCUCCAUGGACCUCUAUUCCUGCUCGAGGCUCAAGCGAUCCUCCCAGACCCAGACCGCCGCCGGUUCGUGCGGUUGAAGUUGGCAGAGACAGCCUUCGUACCGAUAACAAAACUCUCACAAUCCUCCGCGAUGCAAGCUACAACUAUAGAGAUAUCAUUUCUCGCAAGUCGUCCUUACUUAGUGGAACUAUCAAUGGUAGCCCGGCUGAGAUUCGACAAACAAUUGGACUUCGUAUCCGAUCUUGGGGCAAGGAUUGGAAGCUUUGUGUCAUUUUAGCAAUCUUGCAAGAAAUCAUGCAGGGACGCGAUUUCGACACAGAGUAUGACCAAUUCCUCUCAUACAUUGUCAAAAAUGACCUCAAGGAUGUAGGCGAUUUGAAGCCCAUAGUAAAUGGUGGAGAAAUCAUGACUGCGCUGGGCGCAAAGAAGGGGCCGUGGAUGAGCAGGGCGACCACAUUUGUGGUAGAAUGGCAACUUCUAAAUCCUAACACUGACAAAGAGGCCACAUUGGAGGAGAUUCAACGACGGCGCUCAGAGUUAGGUUUAUAG
Molecule: messenger RNA, 1575 nt
Organism: Penicillium malachiteum
Lineage: Eukaryota; Fungi; Ascomycota; Eurotiomycetes; Eurotiales; Aspergillaceae
Product: tRNA adenylyltransferase
Exons: 3
Coding region: 1-1575 (524 amino acids)
Biological process (GO): tRNA 3'-terminal CCA addition
Molecular function (GO): ATP:3'-cytidine-cytidine-tRNA adenylyltransferase activity; RNA binding
Source: RefSeq, a predicted model, not a curated record